Messenger RNA from Rotaria sp. Silwood1, 1806 nucleotides. Lineage: Eukaryota; Metazoa; Rotifera; Eurotatoria; Philodinida; Philodinidae. The record is from the annotation of a GenBank genome assembly.
AUGUCAGCAGCUUAUGUUAGAUCGUCAACCGAUGCUCUCAGUGAUCCAUCCCAUAAAUUUGAAUCCAUGGAUUCUUCAUCGAAAUGGUCUGAUCAGAAGAAAGAAGCUUCACUUACUCUUGCUAAAAUCCGCAAUCGAAUUCAGUCAUUAGCUAAAUCAAUAAACAAACCAGGUAUUCACAGUGUAUGCUAUAUGUUUGCCGCCGGAUUUGAGUAUACAGGUCGUGGAGACGCAGCUCGUUGUAAGGACUGCGGUCUUGAGGUAUCCAACUGGACGUUAGAUAUGAAGCCAUUUAUCAUUCAUUCGAAACGUCAACCGGAUUGCCCAUUCGUUUGCUCUAUGGUGCGAGUUUCUUUGUCAAAUAUGUCUGUCUCGUCCUCUUCAUCAACAACUGAUGUUCGAAAGAGAUCGAUAUCAAAUGAACAAGAAAAUCCUUCUAAACGCCAAAAGAUCGAACCGAUGGAUUCAGAAUCUUCCUCACAUACUUUACUUGAAACAGAUUUACUCCAGCAAGUGCGAAGACGUACCUUUUCUCAUUGGCCACAUCGUACCAUUCCAUCAAGUGCACUAAUGAUAAAAGCUGGAUUUUUUAAUUCCAAUGUCGGUGAUCAAGUGAUAUGCAUUUAUUGUAAUCUUAUUUGUCAACAAUGGACACCAGAUACAGAUGAUCCAUGUGAAGUACAUAAAACACUUUCACCUAAUUGUAUAUAUGUUAAAGCAAAAUUAAUACAGCCUGAAACUUCAAUGAAAGUAGCUUCAAACAGUCUUUCAUUCGCCUCAAAUAAUCUUGAUCCAUUUCGAUCUAAUGAUAUUAUACUUCCAACUUUAUGUAAUCCUGCUUAUUUAGAAGAAUCAGAACGUCUUGCAUCAUUUUCUACAUGGCCAAAUGAAGAUUUACUAUCAAUAGAUGAUUUUGUUCGAGCAGGAUUUUUCUAUACUGGUACAACAACGAUUGUUACUUGUUUUUAUUGUAACGGAUCAUUACAAAGCUUGGGUCCAAAUGAUAAUCCAAUGACUGAACAUGCUCGUUGGUUUCCACAUUGUGCAUAUGCUCGACAGUUAUGUAAUGAUGAUUUAUAUCAAUGUGUCAGAACUGAUGAUAUAAAAGAAAGCACAGACAUUAGUGGUACUCUAAGUACUGAUCUAACUACAAAUAGUCGACAGUUAUUGAUAUCUGAUGAAAGUACUUUAUCGAGACUUGUUGCUGCUCGACUAGAUUUACCGGUGUCACAACGUUUAUUACGUCAAAAUUUUGACGUAUCUAUUAUUAAACGAUGUUGGGAAGAUCAGCUAAGAAUAAAAAACGAUGAUUUUGUAUCUGAUUGUGAUUUAUAUAUUGCUUAUUUAAUUCUUCAAAAACAAAAUGAACAUAUUGUCAUACCAAGCAUAAAAAUGAAACAAGUUAGAGAACAAAAUAAAACACAUAUGCUUGAACAAAUAUCACUUAUGCCUAAUGCAGUUCGAAUAUCGUCAAAUUCUACUCAUGCUGAAAUGAAUAUAUCGUUUCAAUCAUUAAGACAUGAAUCUACGUCUUCUCCAUCUUCUAUAAUUUCUAUUUCAAGACCAUCAACCACUGGUAAGGAAUAUGAAACGCCAACAACUGAACAACCGAGUAAUGCUCACCAUGAAAAUCAACCAACUAAUGCAGCACCGUCCGAUCCUUGUGUUGUGUGCCAAAGAGAAGAAAAACGGUUAGUCUGUAUUCCAUGUGGUCAUCUGACUACAUGUAUUCCUUGUGGUCAUUUAUUGUCAUUGUGUCCAAUAUGUCGUCGAGAAAUUGAAGUAUUUGUCAGAAUUCUCAAUUGA